This is a messenger RNA of Blastomyces gilchristii SLH14081, 2332 nucleotides long. RefSeq lists its product as hypothetical. NCBI's taxonomy places the organism in Eukaryota, Fungi, Ascomycota, Eurotiomycetes, Onygenales, Ajellomycetaceae. Bases 1542 to 2162 code for a protein of 206 amino acids. The record is from RefSeq and is a predicted model, not a curated record. The transcript is spliced from 2 exons.
GCGGACCCCGCAAUAGGGCAAUUAAUGGCCCAACUGCAGUAUUGAGGUAUGUGGGCGUUCCUACGUAUAGAAAGAGGCGGACGACGCUCACGAUGACGGCGGAAUUCCGACUUUGAAGCAGAGGUUUGCACGCUUUUAGCAGGAGAUCAAGAUCUGGGUCGACUACCUGAAUCUCCUUGCCGAACUCCUCGGGUUCCGCAUUCCCUUCAUCUCCAUCUUCAUAAAAACCCUUGGGGUUGGAUACCCUUAUUCUUUCUGUCCUCCUAGGAAAGCAUUUUCUGGCAUAUACUGUCAUCAGCCGUAGGGUCGCAAGCUGGCCCCAUUCAUCCAUAUCCACCAGCUUCCUCACCAGGCUGCGAUAAUGUUUGUGUAUCAAAUCAAUCCUGUCAGGGCACACCUCGAGAAAGGACGAUACUGCAGGUCCCACGACGAAGUACUGACUGUCGCCUAGGAGUGUAGAUAGAUAUUCCAAAAGCUGAGGCAACGUGGAUGGAUCUAGUCUAUAGCAUUUUGGAAUGGCUAGUGCUGCAGCUUUGCGCACAUGAGGACUCAUAUCUCCACAACCACGUUUAAUGGCCAACGACACGAUCUGGUUAAUAACGGGAACCCUGAUCCCCGACAUUGUCCGCAAAGCCAUGGCGCGCACUUGAGGAUUCUGAUCCGUCAAUGAUUUUUGAAUGGCGUUGAUAGAGAGGAGUGCGAGAUCCGGUUCGGACUCGGCAUGGUGAAGUAGGUAGAUGUAGACUAGUUUCUUCACCUCGAUAUUUGGGUUCGCGACGUUCUUCACAACUGAGGAGAAGAAGGGUAGACAUGGUUCGCCUCUAUACAUUAACUGGAUACUCUGUCAGCGCCUUUCAUUAACCAUAUUAGAGUGCAUCGAUCAUACAGCUAUGACUUUCCGCAACCCGUCCAGUAUAUCCCGAUCACUCCUGCUGUCGAGGAGCUUCUUGAUCUGCGAAAACGAGAUAUGGCGGUAUGGUGAGUUUGAUUUGAAAGCGCCCCGGGAACUGCUGGCGCUUUGAGCGGCUUCGAUUGUGAGCUCCCGAGCUGUAGAUACCAUAUAAGUAUAUGCUGAUGCUCCAUAUGACCGGGGAAUCUUAAAACGGGCAGCGGGUUAAUUACCUGUUUCCAGCAUGGAGGAAAUGCGCGAGAUCGACUCCAUUUUUCAAUUUGGCCCCAGCAGCUGCGCGCGCCCGCAGCUAAUCUGGUGUAGUCGAGCAGCUCAUGGAAUAGAAACGGAAUGGUGGAACAAACAAGGCGGUGGGCGGGGGUGAGUUGGUGUUGGUAGUGCGCAGGAUGACGCUGUGGUUGAAGUUGCCGAGUGAUGGAGCUUUGGUGGCGUUGUUGUCUUGUCCCUCGCCAAGUACGACAACGACGACACACCCAAGACAUCAACUGUGAUAUAUCGAUGGAUACACGCCUGUUGUGCUUUGCAAUAUCUGCACUGAGAUAUAGACGAGUGAAACUAUUACUAUGACAUUUAUAGUCUCACCCAAACAUCUAUCUUGCGGAACAGAGCAAGAUCUCUCUCCCCUUGGCGAAUGCCCCUCGAUAUGGUCUCCAAUCGCAGCCCAAUUAUCCUAUCUCUAGACUCCACAGGAGACUUAGUGGAACAUCUACUUGCAAGAGACGCGCCUGCGACCACACUGAUUCCGCCCUCACCACAAGAUGACCACGGCAUGGACUACCAUAUAUCCUCAAAUUGUCGGUUUUACAAUACCAUAGGGUUGAUUGCUCAGUCUAAAAAGGUCACAUUGGCGUUUUGCCCAAGCCUUGAGCAUUUUCGUGCUUACAUAUCUGUUUUCCGACGUCGGCGGCUGCCGUCACCUCAACAAGAGCACGGUCGUCUCUCAUACAGAAGUAGGCCUGUACUGGCUGUCCUUGGUCUGAUUGCACUUCAUUACGAUACGAAGGAGUUUUCUGCCCAGGGCAUUGCGAAAAAUCUUGCACUCACUGUUGAGAUUGCUGCUAGGGAGGGGUUUAAUUUGACCUUGUGCGAGUGCGUUGUUGUUGGUCGUGAAAAUGCCAGUGGUGGUCGCCUGUGGGAUGCUGAAGUGCCUCUGCUAAGCGGACAGACACUCGUGGCGGGAACUGAAAGUGCUCAUACAGGGCGGACUGUGAAAGUGAAUCAAGUUGCGAGAAGAUGGUUUUAUUUUGUUUGAGUGAACAAAGUAUUUACAAAGACGAGAAGGAAUCCUCCUUGAAUUAUGGAACCUGCCCCAAGUUCCCCAAGUUUAUGCAAGAAAGCCCCCGAACCAGAACCGGGAAAAUAAUACCAAAUCAACCUUGAAACCAUAAGGGUAUCCUGGAAAAAAGAAAAAAAAAAAAAAAA